AUGGCCUCCGUGCAAAAAGUAAAGCGAUGUCCCGGGUGCCAUCAUACCAAGUUCAUCCAAGACAUGCUGGCACUGUCGGGUGAUCUUUUGUGUGAGAACUGUGGUAUGGUGCAAGAAGAAAACCCCAUCAUUUCCGAGGUCCAGUUCGGUGAAUCCUCCAGCGGUGCUGCCAUGGUGCAAGGUGCCAUGGUGGGCGCCGAUCAGGCCCGUGCUAACUUUUCCAUGAGAAACGCCAUGGAGUCAAGGGAACAGACACUUCUUAGCGCUAAGCUGAAGAUUCGUAAAUUGGGAAGCGCCAUGAGGAUCCCAGAGUACAUCAUGGAGUCUGCUAGUGGAUGGUUUAAGCUUGCUUUGGUGCAGAACUUCGUGCAAGGUCGUCGUUCCCAGAAUGUGAUCGCUGCUUGUUUGUAUGUGGCUUGUCGUCACGAAAGGACUCACCACUUGUUGAUUGAUUUCUCUUCUAGGUUGCAGAUUUCGGUGUAUUCUCUCGGUGCCACAUACUUGAAACUUGUUCGUGCCUUGCAAAUCCAAAAGCUUCCGCUCGCUGAUCCAUCUUUGUUCAUUCAACACUUUGCUGAAAGACUUGGCUUUGGUGAUCAGACUGCCAAAGUUUGCAGGGACGCCACAAAAAUCGCUCAACGAAUGGCCUCCGAUUGGAUUUUUGAGGGAAGAAGACCAGCUGGUGUCGCAGGAGCUUGUCUUUUGCUCGCAGCCAGAAUGAACAACUUUAGGAGAUCCCACGUUGAGAUCGUAGCCGUGGCUCGUGUGGGUGGAGAGACAAUCCAAAAGAGACUUAACGAGUUCAGAAAGACGAAAUCUGGUGUCUUGACCCUUAAUGAGUUUCGUGAGUCCGAAAAAACUGAACCCUCCCUACCGCCUUCUUAUCAACAGAAUCGUAACAUCGAGUCGAAGAUCCAGAAAAUGCUUCGGCAAAGGGCCCGCAUGCUCAAGCUGUACAAGAGGCUUGCUAGCCGAAAUAAGCUUUUCGAUGCUCUUUUCGAGGAAGAGAUGGAUGAGAGGCCACAACCGAAGAAGGAGCCAAACUCAAGUGUAGCUUCUACACAACAGACAGAUGUUGAGAAUGGAGAGAAUGAGGGACCGAUAUCUAGGGAUGAACCUACGAAUGAACAAUCCGCCUCAAGGCAGGAGGAGGAUAAUGAAGUACCCGCCCCAAGGCAGGUAGGUUCCGAUGAAGAAGCUGCUCCAGGGCAGGUUGGCACAAAUGACGAAUCUGUCGCUGAAGAUACCGCGAACAAGGACGCAAGCAAUUCUGAAGCUACCGGUGAUGUAUCUGAACGCGAGAAGUCUACCGACAAUGCAGAAACAAAUAAUGAUGAAAGUGUCGCCGAGAAUUCUGUUCAAAACAACUCGUUGAACAAAGAAGACGCGAAUGAUCAAGGUGGUCCCAACGCUUUGAACAGUAAUGAAGAACCAACCGUGAAUGACGAAUCGAUAUUCGACGAUAUGUAUGACAUCAUGCCUGCGGACAUUGAGGAUGAAGUUCCACAAGUUCACGAUCCAGCAUAUAAACCUUCUAGCGGGAGUGGCAGGCUCAGAGGGUUAUCGUCAGACAGAAAGCUACGUGUGCGUAAAGAGAGGAAUUACGCUGCAGACAAUUUCAAUCAUGAAGCUGCUUACGAUGCCAUGGAGCCCUUUCAGGCUAUUCGUAAAAGGAGAGCGACAAAUGUGUCGAUGGCUAAGAAGGACUCUCUUUUGAAAUCAGUAUUGGCAGGAGGAGAGAUAUCUGAGAAAGAAUUAGAAUCUGCACUCGAUCAUAUCUGGCGCAGCCAGCAAAAAACUCUAAAGGAAGCGCUUUAUCUGAUUCCAUCAGAAGAGCGAAGAAGGGCUCGUGUGAGUGAACUAUUCGUCCCCGAGACUGGUGGGGAAGGAGAUGAAGACGGAAAUGAGCUGGCUCUUCCGACUGAUCCUAAUGAGAAGGAGCUAUUGCGGCGUAUUGAACUCAACAGACCUAGAAAUUUGGUUAAGAACUGUCCGACCACGGAAAGUUUGCUCAGCAAGGUGCCUGACAACCCUGAGCUUAAUGACGAUGAUGACGACUCAGAAGUCGAGUUCUUGCAGCUCACCCCAGCACAAGCGAAGAAGAAGGAGGAAGCAUGGGUUGGUAUGAACUACGAUUUCCUAAUUGCCCAGGAGAAGAAAAACUUGAAGCAGGCUGCUGAUGAGAUCGCAGGAAACACUUCGGGCCAGCCACGAAAAAGAAGAAGAAUCAAGGAGUCCAGCGUGGAUCCUGUCAUCAACGACCCUGCAGUUGCAAACGCAAUCAGUCAGAUAGGAGAGGAUGGUAGAGCCGUUACCCCAGCCGAAAGCGCCAAACAAUUAUUGCAAAGCAAGAAUUUCUCGAAGAAGAUCAACUACAGCUCAAUUGGUGAUCUUUUUAAUAAGUAA
Molecule: messenger RNA, 2406 nt
Organism: Candidozyma auris
Lineage: Eukaryota; Fungi; Ascomycota; Pichiomycetes; Serinales; Metschnikowiaceae
Gene: BRF1
Product: transcription factor TFIIIB subunit BRF1
Exons: 1
Coding region: 1-2406 (801 amino acids)
Biological process (GO): DNA-templated transcription initiation; transcription preinitiation complex assembly; transcription by RNA polymerase III
Cellular component (GO): nucleus; transcription preinitiation complex; transcription factor TFIIIB complex
Molecular function (GO): RNA polymerase III general transcription initiation factor activity; RNA polymerase III type 3 promoter sequence-specific DNA binding; TBP-class protein binding
Source: RefSeq, a predicted model, not a curated record